ACUCUGACAUAGAAGAACCAAAGUGCGCUCCUCCAGCAAAGCGAUCCACGCGUUUACAACUCACAAGUCUAUGUUUUAGGACAGAAUGGGCCCUACUACGCGACAUGAUCAAAUACAAGGUGGACGAGAAUAUCGCCCUAUUUCUAGCAGAUCCACUGCCUCACAAUACAGUGGAAUUCCAACCAUUGCCUGAAGAUCUCCUCAAGGCUGGUAACUUGAAGUUACCGCCGUUCCCGCUUCGCGAACAGAACGAUCUCAGCCACAGUGAGGUACCGAAAGCGUAUAUGAACCAGCAAGAAGCAGGCGAGAUCAAAGCUUUCAUUUUUAGGCAACUACAUGAAUUUGACGACGAACCUCCUUUCACGAUACAACGCGUCUGCGAGCUCUGUGUACGACCAAAACAGCAUUACAAAGCUCUUGGAAAGUAUCUUCGAGCGGUAGAGAAAUCAUUACUCGUUACAUCCUCGUGGAAUGCUUUCCCAGUGGAAGAAUCCAAUCAAGACGGCCCAACAAUAUCUUCAUUAUCGAUGACAGCUGGUUUACUAUCAGCACCGACUACUCCCCUCUUCUCUCCCAUAUUCUUUCAUCAUGAAGAUGCACGCUCAAAGUCACAAAGUCCUCCUCCGUCACCUCUAACACUAAGUGGCAUAGAAUCUACGGGGAACGUCGAACCCUUGGAAGGAAUGCCACCCAAAGCACUUGGCCUAGUAGACGAAUUGGACGACCCAGGCCCAGGGCACUUGAGUAAUCAUCCAACAGCUCUUACAGCUGUUACUACGGUAGGCUCAAAGCCUUUCAUGGACACCCUGGAGACAAGGUUUGUGAAAGGAGAGGGACAACAUGAUAUGGAUAGCGGUGAUCAAAGGAUGACAGACGGAGCGGGAGACAAGGAAAAUAUAGGUUGACAGUGCUUUCAUC
Molecule: messenger RNA, 918 nt
Organism: Suillus bovinus
Lineage: Eukaryota; Fungi; Basidiomycota; Agaricomycetes; Boletales; Suillaceae
Product: PPP4R2-domain-containing protein
Exons: 3
Coding region: 105-905 (266 amino acids)
Biological process (GO): protein dephosphorylation
Cellular component (GO): protein phosphatase 4 complex; nucleus; cytoplasm
Molecular function (GO): protein phosphatase regulator activity
Source: RefSeq, a predicted model, not a curated record